UCUUGACACACCCACGAUCAGACGCACAGCAGAUUCUCUCCCUCUCUGCAUGAGUGUGUGUGUAUGUGUGUGUGAAUGUGUGUAUGAAGAACAGACGAGCACACCUUCAUCCCAGACUAACAUCAGGGAUAAUUCAGCGCAAAAUAAUUCCGGGAUUCACAACGAAACGAGAAAACGGUGUAUUUAUUAUUGGAUGUUUUAUUUUUUUAUUGAUUCAAUGCGACGCUACCAAGGACAGGUCGAACCGAAUGGCGUUUACAGAAUGUUUUAGCAUUUUUCAGUGUCGUAUUUGUUUGCUGUGAGUGUAUUAUGAACGCUAUUAUGGAUGCAAAUCUCCAUGGAAAUUAAUUUGCGUAAAAUCCGCUGAUCAGAACUGCGCACAUCAUCACACGCACACACACAUACAAACACACGCACACACACAUACAGCAUCAUCGUCGUCAUCAGAGACGCAGGACAUCAGCAGGAUGGAUGCGCUCAGCCGGUGGUUCUGGAAGCAGGAGAUCUGGCUUCCCCCAGGAAUCGUCUGGGAGGAUCUGGAGGAGAUGCAGGGCUCUCGGCGUCCAAUGCCCAGAGAUCUGCUCCUCGCUCUGCCUCUCGCUCUGGCCUUCAUCAUGCUGCGCUACGCUUUUGAGAGGCGUGUGGCGUUUCCUCUCAGCCGAGUUUUAGGAGUCAAAGAUCCAGUUCGCCUGAAAGUCACUCCAUCUCCCAGUCUGGAGGCGUUUUACACUAAAAACAGCAGGCAGCCCACACAGAUUGAGAUCAGCGGGCUGGUAAAGCAGUGCGGUCUGACUCACAGACAGGUGGAGACUUGGUUUCGAAACCGCAGAAAUCUGGACAGACCCAGCAAUACAACAAAGUUCUGUGAGGCCUGCUGGAGGUUUGCCUUCUACCUGGUGGCCUUCACCGCGGGACUGCUGUCUUUAAUUAACACGGCCUGGUUCUGGGAUCAGAGAGAGUGCUGGAGAGGGUUUCCUCGACAGCCUCUGCAGGAGCUUCAUUACUGGUACUACAUGCUGGAGUUGUCCUUCUACUGGUCUCUGCUGCUCUGUGUGUCUGUGGACGUCAAGCGAAAAGACUUUAAAGAGCAGAUCAUCCACCACUUUGCCACAAUUUUCCUGCUGGGUUUCUCGUAUUGUUCGAACUACAUCCGCAUCGGGACACUAGUGAUGCUCGUCCACGAUGCCUCCGACUUUCUGCUGGAGUCUGCCAAGAUGUUUAACUACGCCGGCUGGAAGAAAACCUGCGACUCCUUAUUUGUGAUCUUCGCUGCUGUUUUCCUGGUGACUCGACUGCUGGUGUUUCCUAGCAAGAUCAUCUACACCACUCUGGUUUUGUCGAUGGAGGUGUUUGAGCCGUUUCUGGGUUAUUAUUUCUUCAAUGCGUUGCUGUUGGUGCUGCAGGCGCUGCACAUUUACUGGGCUUACUUAAUCCUCAGGAUGGUCUACAAGUUCCUCUUCUUGGGGAAACUGGACAAAGACGAGCGCAGUGAUGUGGAAACUGAGCCAGAAGAGGAAGAAGAAGAGGAAAAAGAGGAAGAAGAGGAAGAGCAGAGGAGCUGGAGGAAGAGGAAGGUGGUGCUGGACUCCCGCCGGGCCAUGCUGAGCUCCAGCUGCGUUCUCAAUAACCUCACCCAGCAGAAAGCAGACGCUCAAAGACGACCCAAAGCCAGAUAGCACACACAGAUAACCCAACAUCAACAUCAUCAACAUCAUCGUUCAGUCUAACAUCAGUUUCCAGAUCCAAGCACUACUAAAAAUAAAUAAUCUCAACUGAAACAUGACGAGAGGGCGGGACACAUAUAGCUCCUCCCCUAGUUUUUAAUCACAGCUCUGCCAGUGAGAGUGGUCGAGCUCAAGCUCAUCAAAUGAAAAGCCAGUGAGAAGAAGGGGGCGGGGCAUGUCAGAUACUAGAGAGCAUUUGAUUGGUCAAUAUAUUUAAUAAGAAACAAAGGGUGACUGUUUAAAAAUCUUUAAACGGCUAAAUUCAAAACAGAUAGACGGACACCCAUAUCUGUUGUACGCUUCCUGUCUCUUGGCAUACUGUAAACAAACAAACAAACAAACAAAACAUCGACCACAUUGUGGCCUUUGAGAGAAUGUACUUUUUAAAAAUGAGCGAUACCUGGGUAUUGAAACAUGUGGAAUUAAAUACAUAAAUCAUAAUACUGUAGUGUAAACAUAACACAGUUUUAACAAAUUUUAUGUCAUUCGAAAGCUUAAAAUGUGUAGUUUCCAUAUCUGCUGACAGAUAUUUGAUUGAUAAUACUGGGAAACAGUUAUUAAUUUGUUUGUCUCAUCUGAGUCGUUAAAAAAACAUUACUUCGCUACAGCAAUCCACAUGUAAACAUGUUUAAGAGGCUAAAUUCAAAUCAAAUUCCACCAAACUGCUCGUACUACAAUAUACUACAAUGAUGUCUGCUUUAGAAGUUAUAUCAAAAGUAUUAAAAAAUAUGAUUCAAAUUCCUCAAAACAUACACAGAAAUAGUGGACGCCCUUAUAUGGUCAUCAGUGUUAACAUCUGGUGGUCAUGUGUGGUACUGCACACAAACAAAGCUUUACUAAAACCUCAUUUUUUGUGACAUCAACUCCAAAAUUGGAAGAUAAUUUGCUCAGAUACUUAGCUUAGUAGUCACAUUUGGGCUAAUACAGAUUAAUUAAAAUACAUAUUUUAUCUAUUUGCUUAAGCAGGACUGUAGCUCAGUGGUUACCACAGUCGCUUCACAGCAAGAAUGUCAUAAAUCAUAAUAUUGUAGUGUAAACAUAAAGCAAUCAUUCACAAGCUUAAAGUGUCUAGUUUCCAUAUCUGCUGACAGAUUUUUGAUAGAUAUUACUUUGCAACAGUCAUUUAUUAAUAGUUGUCAAACAAUACUUUGCUACAGCAAUCCACAUGUAAACAUGUUUAAGAGGCUAAAUUCAAAGGAAAUUACUCCAAACAGCUCGUACUACUUAUAAUUUGAUGUCUUCUUCACAAAAAUUGUCAAACAUAUUAAACAUAUGGUUCAUAUUCCUCAAAAAAAACAUGCAGAGAAAUAGUGGACGCCCUUAUAUGGUCAUCAGUGUUAAUAGAAUGUCAUCUGGUGGUCAUGUGUGGUACUGCACACAAAUAAUUUUACUAGUUCAUUUUUUUUGAGAUAUCCACUAAAAAAUUAGACUAUAAUUUCCUCAGAUACUAAGCUGUGAUGUUCUGUCAUAUUUGGGCUAAAACAGAUUAAUUAAAAUACGUAUUUUGUGUAUUUAUUUAGGCAGCACGGUGGCUCAGUGGUUACCACUGUCGCCUCAGAGCAAGAAGGUUAUAAAUCAUAAUAUUGUAGUGUAAACAUAAAGCAAUCAUGACAAACUAUAUGUCAUUUGCAAGCUUAAAGUGACUAGUUUCCAUAUCUGCUGACUGAUGUUUAAUAGAUAAUACUGGGAAACAGUUAUGUAUUUAUUCGGCUCAUCAGAGUUGUCAAACAUUACUUUGCUACAGCAAUCCACAUGUAAACAUGUUUAAGUGGCUAAAUUCAAAUCAAAUUCCACCAAACAGCUCGUACUACUUUAUAAUCUUUUAUAGUCUUCUCUACAAGAAUUGUUAAAAGUAUUCAAAAAUAUGGUUCAUAUUCCUCAAAAAAACAUGCACAGAAAUAGUGGACGCCCUUAUAUGGUCAUCAGUGUUAACAGGAUGUCAUCUGGUGGUCAUGCGUGGUACUGCACACAAACAAAAUUACUAAAACCUCAUUUUUUUUGUGAUAUCAACUUCGAAAUUGGAAUAUAUUUUGCUCAGAUAGUUAGCUGUGAUGUUCUGUCAUAUUUGGGCUUAAAUAGAUUAAUUAAAAUACGGAUUUUAUUUGUAUAUUUUGGCAGCACGGUUGGUCAGAGGCACAGUCGCCUCAGAGCAAGAAGGUUAUAAAUCAUAAUGUUGUAAUGUAAACAUAAAGCAAUCAUGACAGACUAUAUGUCAUUUGCAAGCUAAGAUAUUACUAUUGAUAGAUAUUGCUUUGCAAUGGUUAUUUAUAAUUUGGCUCCUCAUAAAAACAUUGCUUUGCUACAGCAAUCCACAUGUAAACAUGUUUAAGAGGCUAAAUUCAAAUCAAAUUCCACCAAAUUACCUGUACUACUUUAGAAUUUUAUGCCUACUUUACGAAUAUUGUCAAAAAUACGGGAUCAUCCCUUAUAUGGUCAUCAAUGUGAACUGGGUGACAUCUUGUGGUCAAGUGUGGUGCUGCACACAAACAAAAUCCUAAUUAAAUUAUAAAUUCUUAUUAAACAAAAGCUUAUUUAUGAGAUUUUGACUUCAGGUUUGGAAUAUAACUUGCUCAGAUAUUUAACUUUGCUUUUUUCUGUCAUAAUUAGACUAAACAGGUUAAUUAAAAUACUUAUUUUCUGUAAUUAUUUAAAUAUACUUUUAUUGUUUUAUUAUUUUCAUAAACAACAGCACAAAACUUUAGUUAUAUUUAACUUUUUGAAUGUUAACUUCAAUCUGACAUGUCUUCUUUAAAGUGAGACCAAGCUUAAAAUCUAUGCAUUAAAUCUAUGAAUUGUAUGCAUAUAAUUUAAGUCAUGUUUAUGCUUAUGUUCAUAACAUGGAUGUGACAGUUGAGGGGUUAAUGUAUGAUAGAACUAAAAACAGUGGUUAUAAAUAGACAUUGGGUGAUUUUCCUAACUGAAAUGAGUUAAGGAUUGGAUCUGGAAACUGUGUUUUAUACAUCAGCUGAAGAAACUAAGCCAGGUUCAUUAUUGAUAUGUACCCCUAUAUACAAUUCUGGAGAGUGCGAAAUACAUCCCAGGAGAUACGUUUCUAGCAGAGGCUGCUGUGUACGCUUUUUCAGAUCUCAGAUUUCUCUCGCCAGUGCCAUCCAUGCCUGCUGUUCUCUCGUAAAUCCACCAGAAGCCACUGAUGACUGACCGAGUGACCCACCCCACCCCCUUCCCUUAAACCCAACCGAUAGUGUUUUCAAUAGGAAUUCAAAAAAAAAAAAAAAACUCGCGGCAGCCUGAUUUUUACCAUGUUUUCAGAUUUUACUACAUUCUCACCCUCUAUUUUACUUGUUUACAUUGUUGUAAACUCAAGUCUAUCAAUGUAAAUGGUGAGCUACUGGGCAAACUGGUAACCGUGGAAAAGACGUGCACAUGGAGGCAAGUGGUCAACUGGUAGCAUGAAAAGAAACAGAUGAUGGCAGUGGUGUCAUACCACUCCCUAGCGUUCAUUUUAAGGGCGAAAUGCAGCCAUAUGUAGCUCUGGAUACAUAAUUGGCGCCCUCCAGAAAUGUACACGGUGGUACGUAUUCACAAUGAGCCUGUGUUGGAAGAAACGGAUUGAUCAUGAUUGUAAACACACCGAGCUGAAAACAAAAAAAAACCUGUGCUGGAUCUCAUUCACAGCCAUCCAGUAUUUACAAAAGCAAUGUUUCUGAGCGUCAUUUAGCUGCACACUUCACAAAUCACUACUAAAAUAGUAGAAGUGGUUGAGAAUAACAUGUAUAUGCUGAUAUAAUCCAUAACAGAAGCUGCAUCACUCUACUAAACAGGCCAUGAAUGACUUUUAACUGAAAAUACACUGUAUUUAUUGUGCACUUGUGUGCUGGAGAUGCUUCUGAGAGAGGUCUGGAUGAGAUGAAUGGUUUAUUUUUGUUUUGUUUUUUGUAAAUAGAGCUGUAGGUUUUAUUUUGAACAUGUGUUUUAAUAUGUUUAAUGUAGAAUGUACUCUACUGUAUGAAAUAUAUCGGACAACACCUUG
Molecule: messenger RNA, 5715 nt
Organism: Danio rerio (zebrafish)
Lineage: Eukaryota; Metazoa; Chordata; Actinopteri; Cypriniformes; Danionidae
Source: RefSeq, a predicted model, not a curated record